Sinocyclocheilus anshuiensis is the source of this 2389-nucleotide messenger RNA. Lineage: Eukaryota; Metazoa; Chordata; Actinopteri; Cypriniformes; Cyprinidae. The record is from RefSeq and is a predicted model, not a curated record.
AUGUCAGCUGCUACAGCGGCAGCUGCUGUGAGUCGCCCGUCUCCUCCUGCUAGCGUGUCGAUUCAGUGUGACAGCUACGGAGUUGAAGUUCGAUGGGAAUAUCCUGAUCUCGAUCAGGACGUCCAAUUCCAGGUGAAGGUGAUACACGACUUCAAUCAAAGGAACUCUAAUGUUACACAAAAUCUUACACGAAGUCUGCGUUUAAACAUAUCCAGUAUGCUGUUUUAUCCAGCAUACAACCGCUACAUUGUUAAUGUGACGACCGUGCGAGGAGUAGAGGAGUCAGAGCCGACACGAUCAGAUAUCUUCAGCUAUAAUAAAUAUGCUACCGCCAAAAUUAAGUGUCAUUUGGAUUUUCCUGAGGUUGAACUUUCUCCCAAAGACGGCAAACUUCACGUCCAGUUCACCAACCCUCUUCAGCUGUACAGAAACUCACCGGCUCUGCGCAGCCUCACCGAUAAUCUGGAAUACUGUAUCGAAACAGAAGAAGGGAGGAAUGAAGCCUGUGAAACCUGUGAGAUUAAGCAAAAUACAUGCGAGACGUCCGUUGUGUUUUCUGAGCACAGAGGCGAAUACUGCGUCAAUCUGACUGGAAAGAUCGGACAGAGAUUUUUCAAUCUGAGAAGCAGCUGUUUCACAGGAGACAUAAGAAGCUCUGUGAGUCGCCCGUCUCCUCCUGCUAGCGUGUCGAUUCAGUGUGACAGCUACGGAGUUGAAGUUCGAUGGGAAUAUCCUGAUCUCGAUCAGGACGUCCAAUUCCAGGUGAAGGUGAUACACGACUUCAAUCAAAGGAACUCUGUUACACAAAAUCUUACACGAAGUCUGCGUUUAAACAUAUCCAGUAUGCUGUUUUAUCCAGCAUACAACCGCUACAUUGUUAAUGUGACGGCCGUGCGAGGAGUAGAGGAGUCAGAGCCGACACUAUCAGAUAUCUUCAGCUAUAAUAAAUAUGCUACCGCCAAAAUUAAGUGUCAUUUGGAUUUUCCUGAGGUUGAACUUUCUCCCAAAGACGGCAAACUUCACGUCCAGUUCACCAACCCUCUUCAGCUGUACAGAAACUCACCGGCUCUGCGCAGCCUCACCGAUAAUCUGGAAUACUGUAUCGAAACAGAAGAAGGGAGGAAUGAAGCCUGUGAAACCUGUGAGAUGAAGCAAAAUACAUGCGAGACGUCCGUUGUGUUUUCUGAGCACAGAGGCGAAUACUGCGUCAAUCUGACUGGAAAGAUCGGACAGAGAUUUUUCAAUCUGAGAAGCAGCUGUUUCACAGGAGACAUAAGAAGCUAUCCUCCGGUCACCAUGUAUGUGUAUCCAGUGCUGGGAGUCGUUUUAACGCUGCUGUUCAUAACUGGCAUCAUUAUGCUGCUAGUGACAAAGUGCAACUCAGAAAUGAAGGAGAAAGUUCUCCCUAUGUUCCAGUAUUUUUCUGAUUUCAGUAAAACACACGAGGACGAGUGCAGAACUCUGAAAGUGGUGCCAGAGCCUAUCAGCGUUGUGAAGAUCGAACCGGCCGAGGACAAUAAAGAACAAGCCCCGUUACUAAAGAUGAGCGAUGAGGAACGGCCCUCCGAUACCAAAGAUCUGGGAAGUGGUGACUCGGAAGUUAAAAGCCCCUACGGGCCUAAUGACCUUGUUGAAAGUGAGCAGAGCAACCAGUCGGGUUUUUACGACUGCCCACAUGCUCCCAGACAACAGGAGAUGAGUCCCGGAGAUAUGGUAGAGAGUUACACAGCCUCACUGCUUUCAGAGGUACAGAAGUGAAGGAAAGUACCAUAAAGACAGCAAAAUCCCCGUACCUGUGGCCAGGGUGUGUUUUGGGAACAUGAUGUGGGAUGGGACUGAUGGUACAAAUACAAGCCCUCGCAUGACAUCAUGAAAUGGAAUUCGCCCAGGUUUUCCGGUUUGUGGCACAAUGGAAACACGUGUUUGGCAUUUGUCUUCAUCACGGCACUCCUUUUAUUUGAACCGAAACUCCUCAUACACUAAUUCAGGGUUUUUUCUUUUAUUCUUAUUAUUUUGAGCAUUUUUUUUUGUUCGUUACUACUUAUAUUUUACUACAUACUGUAGUAUUAUCUUCUAUUCGGACAGAGUCUUAUCCUGUGGCCUUAGAACAAAGUUUUACAAUAUCUUUUACAAGUGCUGCUCAGGUAAUGUGAAUCAAUCCAUUGGACUUAUGCUGUGUUUUCGCACGCCUCAUCGGAUUUGGAAAUGGAUCCUUGCAUGGCUUUGUUGAGUUGAUUACAGAAAAACACUUUAUUAUUACAAUAAUUACCCUCUAUAUUUAUUGUUAUUUUUUGUAAAUAUUCGGGCUGGGCAAGUUAUCGCGUUAACGCAUUCAUUGAUUAACGCCGACAAUUAUUUUAUCGCAGUUUUUUUUAUUAUUAUGAUAGUC